AAACGUUUUUUAACUGAAGUAGAAACUGAAACUUAUACUGAAAUGGAUUUGUCAAUUGAUGAAUAGAUAAAAACAAACAAUUAACUUUCAUGACUAGUUGGUGUAAAAUUGUAGGUGGGAAAUAACAUAUGUUUGAACUGUAUGUCUUGCUGAACACUUAUCACAGAUAAACAUCAUACAUGUGAGCCACGCUCUGUGAAAAGUGGGUUUAAUGCAAGUGUGUAAAGUGUCGUCCCAGAUAAGCCUCUGCAGUCGUCCGCACAGGCUAAUCAGGGACAACACUCUCUGUCUAAACUGGAUUUUUGCUAAGAAGAGACUUUCUUUAAACAGAAAAUAUCAUAAAUGCGGAAAGUGUCUUCCCUGAUUAGCCCGUGCAGACUGCACAUGCAUUUAACACCUAUUUCACAGAGCACGGCCCAUACAUGUAUAUACUGUUCCGGGCUUGUGGAAUAAGUAAUGAUUAUAUUUACAAACAUGCUGGGAUAGGAUUCCAGCCUGUCUGCAUGACAGGAUGUACAGAGGAUGUAUGUAUUGUCUUUUGGUGUAUGGAAGUGUGGGACCAAUCUCUGGUUUUCUGGGAUUAUGGUAUAUUAGAAUCCUCCUCCCUCAGUCCAUUUGUGUAUGAGCAGCAGAGCAGGGGUAUCAUGACAGCCUCCACAAACUGUGAGUAGGGAAUUCAAGAAAAAUGCAGAUUACAUUUAGUUGCCAUGGUUACAUAGUGUUCGUCCUAUUGUGUGCUUCAGUGGUUCAUCACGCCAGGGAGGCCAAAUAUACUUUGGGGAUGAACACCGAGAGUAGCUGCACAAAGACACAUUUCUACGAGGCAGGUGAUGUGUUUACUGCCUCUGUCAAGGGUCGUGUCUAUGACUCCCACUGCCCUUUGACCUUCAUACGGUCAGGGUCGGAGGGGUCGGACACGAGCGGGCGCGAGCCCUGCGUCUGUCUGUGUGUAAAGAUCACAGAGUACACCCUGGAGAGCUGUCAGGUGCAGCUGUCCUACCACGAUGGGCUCAAUGACUUCAACCCAGCGACCUUUGACUGCCACAAGUACCCGCCAAUCAUGUGGUGCUCCAGCAAGAACGAUCUAAAGGUCACGGUGUCCGAGCUCAGCGGAUACAGAGGUCAGAAGUACGCCAUCACUCUGGAGGUGAAACCCUUCUGUGGGCGCCUUGAACAACUCACCACCGAUUCAAGCGUGGUUGCACAGCCCCAGCGGAAAGGGUCAUCCAUCAACCAGACGGCUGUUAUCAUAGGGGCCAUAGUGGGCACCAUCUCCAUCCUGUUUGUGCUUGGCUGGCUGCUCUACUGCUACAGGAACCGGCACCCUGCAGGCCACGGGCAAUCCUCCCCGCCCGCCCACCAGCUGCGCCCAGACCGUGGAGUGCGUGGGAAUACACCCAACCAGCAAUCUGCUAGAUACGCUCCAGUGGACAGGAAUCCCCCUUCAUCCCAGUCCAGUUCUGACCGGUGUGGGAUGGUUCCCCCCUACCUCCCCGACCUGGUUCUCAAGCAGCCAGGUAUAAGCGUGGCAGGGGACCGGCGCCUGUACUCUCCCUUCCAGCCCCCCAGCCAGCCCCAGCCCCUCUACCAGGCACCCACAGGGGUCACGGGACCCAGGCAACCAGGCUUCACCAUUCCACAACAGCAGGUAUCUGGGGUGCUCUAUUCUGACCUGGAUAGGGGAGGUACGUUGGGAGGGGGAGGAGGGGACGGGUGGUUCCUAGGGGACCAGCCAGAGGGGUUUGUACAGCCUGGAUUUGUGCCCCCCACCCAGCGCCCAGUGCCUGCCAACCAGUACAUGGCCCAGAACCAGAUCUAUCAGUACCCACAAGAUGGUGAGAUGCACACAGCACCCACGGACACCAGGUAUGUUGUGUAUGAUUUCGACUAUGAACCAAACAAGCUGGAAAGAAAAUUCUCAGCUGGAAAGUCGCAGCAGAGCAGACGGUCACCAGUGAAAGACAUAGACAGGACUAAACCAAGAGAGAUCACUCCACUAAGGGAGACAAUUAGAGUUUUACCUCCCUUAGGUGGGGGCCAGAGGGUUAUGGCCCCAAUGGACUCCACCACUGACCACACAAGUGAUAACGAAUCCUCAUAUUCGGACACAACUGAGGACGACACCACCACUGAUGACCAGAUGGGGACUGGAACGAUGCAGUACGGACCACCUUUGGGGUUCUUUAACCCUUCAAGUGAUAAACUCGCCACAAGCAGACUGUACGACUCGAACGCAUUUCAGAGAAUUGACAACGACAUUGAGAAGAUAAGUCUAACUCAGUCGAGGAAUGUUCAAAGUGAUCAAAGAGCAGCUUUGUGUGACGAUACAGUCGAUCAUUCUCAACCAGUGCCUCCGACCCGUAAUGAAUCCAGUCGGUCGAUACAAAACAAGAGACCAGACGACGCGGUGCAUCCACAGCCCAGCGAGAGUGCCAAAGAGGGUCCGAUGCCCCAGGUCCCUUCUCAGCCCCGUGAUAUUCAUAGGAUGGGACCUAGGGUAACGCCCCCUUGGCCCCAUGGACCACCCCCGCCCUACUCAGCAGGCGAGAAAUUUGUGGUUUAGAACAGUGCAUCUGUAUAUUAGUACUGUAUCUUUGAUUCAGUGGGCAAUAAAUUUGUGGUUUAGAACCAUGCAUUAAUAGUUUUUUGGUUAUUGUACAGUGCUUUGAUAUUGUCACACAUUGUUUGGAAAGAAGUGUUUGAUUGUAAAGUGUCUUCCAAGAAAUUUUGGGCACUUUGCCAGAACAAUUUUGGUUGGUCAAAAGCUCACUUCAAAUGUACUUCAUAUUGAUAUAAUUUUGAAGACGAUUUUUUUGCCAAUGGUUUACAAUUGUGUUCGAAAUAGUUGAUAAUGUUCUUCGAUAUUGCUUUUAGCUCACCUGAGCACAAUGUUCUCUUGGUGAGCUUUUGUGAUUGCCCUUUGUCAGUUGUGCACAUCCGUCUUGCCUCGUGAACAUUUACCUUGUAAACAGUCUAGAUUCAACAUUCAUUGUUCAAUCUAUAUUAAACUUGGUCAGCUAAUUUGUUCUAAUGAUAUAUUGGCUGAAUUUUGAAAAUGGCUCAGGACCCUUGAAAAACAUGGUCAUCAGCAGGCGGGGCAGUUGCUUAUGUUGCUUACAUGAAUCCAUGUUAAGGCUCGAAUGCCCAUGUUUAUUCGGCAAUCCUUCUGAACUUUGGUCAGAACAUUUUCCCUUAUGGAAUUUCCUCUGAGUUUGAAACUUUCUUUUAAGAGUAGAUGAUGAGGUCAAAUAAAAAUAACUACAUAUUUGUACUCUUGAAGUCACUUUCCUUGUCAAAUCUUCAUGAAUCCAUUAAGAACAUUUGUUAUAACCAUAUAUCUCAGCCAAGUUCAAGCAUACAAAUGGACCAAGAAAUGAAAUAUUUAUGUUUCAUACAGUACUUUCAUUAUUUUGAGCUCCACAUCAUCAGAAUAGUUUAGUCCCUUAGGGUCUCAGGUGAACGCCUUUAGGCCCAUGGCCAUGCUGUUGUUAUUGUCCCCUACUGGUUAAACCGGAGGGGACUUAUGGUUUGCACUCUGUCCGUCAGUCAGUCUGUCAGUCCUUCACACUUUUCUGGAUCCUGCAAUAACUUUAAAAGUUCUUCAUAUUUUUUCAUGAAACUUGAAACAUGGACAGAUGGUAAUAUGGACAUUAUGCAUGCCAUUUCAUUUUGUUCCUACGUCAAGAAUUCUGGUUGCUAUGGCAACAAAUAUAAAAAAAAUAAAAAAAAUCUGAAAAUGGUGGAGUUUCACUGGUAGGGGACCAUAUUGCUUGGCAAUCUCUUGUUAUAUCCAACUUGUUGCAUUAUGUGAUUUUUGUUUGUGUAGAUCUUUGAGGCUCCAUGACAUGGUUUUAGCUCACCUGAGCAAAAUGUGCUCAUGAUGAGCUUUAUGAUCACCUGUUAUCCGUCUUGUGUUGUGGGGCAUCAACAGUUGCCUUGUUAACACUCUAGAGGCCACAUUUACCACUAUUGUCCGAAUUUUCAUAAAAUUUGGACAGAAGAUUUGUGCCAAUGAUAUCUUGGACGAGUUCAAAAAUGGUUCCGGUUGUUUGAAAAACAUGGCCACCAGGGUCGGGGCAUUUUAUCCUUAUAUGGCUAUAGUAAAACCUUGUUAGCACUCUAGAGAACAAAAUGUAUUGUCCAAUCAUCAUGAAACUUGUUUAGAAGAUUUGUCCCAAUGAUAUCUUGGACUGUUUAAAUAUGGUUUCGGUUGCUUGAAAAACAUGGCCGCUAGUGGGAGGGUCAUUUUUCCUUAAAUGGCUAUAUAUGGCUGUAAUAGUAAAACCUUGUUUACACUCUGGAGGCCACAUUUAUUUAUGAUCUUCAGGAAAUUUGGUCAGAAGAUUUGUCCCAUUGAUAGUUUGAAAUUUAUCUAGUUGGUUGAAAAACAUGGCUGCAAGGGGGGGGGCAUUUUUCCUUAUAUGGCUUGAGUUAAAACUUGUUAACACUCUAAAAGUAAUAUUAAUUGUCCAAUCUUCAUGAAACUUGGUGUGAACAUUUGUUCCAAUGAUAUUUUGGAUGACUUCGAAAAUGGUUCUGAUCUGUUGAAAAACAUGGCCGCAUGGCGGGGAAUUUUUCCUUAUAUGUCUUAAGUGAAACCUUAAUAACACUCUAGAGGCCACAUUUAUUGUUGGAUCAUCAUGAAACUUAGUCAGAAGAUUUUUCCCAAUUAUAUUUUUGACGAGUAAGAAAUUGCUUCCAGUUGCUUGAAAAACAUUGUGGCAAGGGGGCGGGGCAUUUUUCCUAAAAUAUUUCUAUAUAUUGCUAUAAAAAAAAAUCUGUUAGCACUGUAGAGUACACAUUUAUUGUCCGAUCCUAAUGAAACUUGGUCAGAAGAUUUGUCCCAAUCAUAUCUUGGACAAGUUUGAAAAAGGUUGAAAAAAAUGGCCAUCACUGGGCGGGGCAUUUUUCUUUAUAUGGCUAUAGUAAAAACUUGUUAACACUCUAAAAGUCACAUUCAUUGACCAAUCGUCAUGAAACUUGGUCAGAAGAUUUGUUUUAACGAUAUCUUGGAAGAGUUUGGAAAUGGUUCCGGUUUGUUCUAAUACAUGGCUGCCAGAGGGCGGGGAUUUUAUCCUUAUAUGGUUAUAGUAAAACCUUGUUAGCACUCUAAAAGUUACAUUUAUAGUUCACUCUUCAUAAAACUUGGUAAGAACAUUUGUUCUAAUGAUAUCUUGGGCUGCAAAGAACAGGUCAGUUUCUUAGUAUCUUAGGUGAGUUACUUUGGGCCUUUCAGUCCCUCCUGUUUUUUGUUUCUAAAUUAAUUGAAUCUCUUUUGAUAUAGAUUUACUUUAGAUAUUAUUUAUUACUCUUGACAUGUUUCAUUCGCUUUAUUUGAUUUGAUCAAAAUUCAUCAUCAAUUAAAAUGAUUCAGUUAACAUUCAUUUGAAACUUAAAACCAGUCAUUUGUUGACUUAAGUUCAUGUUAUUCAUUACUAGUUUAUGAUAAAAUUAUGAUCUUGUUUGUAAUAUUUCUUCUUAUGUGAUUCUGCCUUGCUUAUUGUUUUAUUUGUAAUUUAGAUUAUUGUUUAUCCAUAAAAUAUAGUUUAGGCAAAUUUGUUUCUUUCACAUUGGUUCUUAGCAUUUGUUUUAAUAUCAGAAGUGUUACAUUUAUUUGCACCAGCUUUUAACUAAAUUAUUGCCAUAUCUUGUUAUUGAUUAUUGUUCAGUAAUUUGGUAUUUCAUUAUUCUGUCUCAAUUGUUUAAUCUAUUUUGUUAUUGUUUUAUUUGUGUUUAUCUUAACUUAUAACAUGUAAAUUUGACCAAGAUGAAAGGGUACAGCAUUUUUUUCUUGUACUGGUACACACUAUUGCCAAUUUUAGUACAGUAUCUGUUUUAUAACAGAGUAUAGCUGUAACUCUCAAGGAUUUCUUCAUGAGUAAUGUGUGUAACAAGGAAAUUUGAUAUUUCCAGAAUACGUACUUCAAGUAUUUUUAGCUGACUAGUGCACAAUAUGGUCAUGGCGAGUUUUUGUCAUCGCCUUUUGUCCAUAGUUUGGCAUGCGUCAUAUACAUUUGCCUUUUAACCACUUUUGAGGCCAAAGUUAGUGCCCAAUCAUCAUGAAACUUGCUCAGAAUACUUGUACCAUUGAUAUCUCGGCCGAGUUGAAACUGGGUCACAUGGUAUCAAAAACUAGGUCACUAGGUCUUCUUGAAACCUGGUCAGAAAAUGAAUCCCAAUUACAUUUUGGCAUCGUUUGGAAAUGGUUUUGGUCCAUUGAAAAACAUGGUCACCAUGGUGCAUGGUAGUUGCUUGUAUUUGGCUUUUGAAAAACCAUGGGAACACUCUAGAGGUCAUAUUUAUCGCCCAAUACUGUCACAAUUAUAUCAUGGCUGAGUUCGAAACUGGGUUGUAUUCGGUCAAAAUCGAGUUAACUAGGUCACUUUUGUGUAAAGCAACAUUUUAAUAAAUAUCUGUUAAAAUCUUAUUGGUACACAUGUAUUUUGAAUCUGUUAUAAUAUGUACGGAAAUCGAUAUUACCUAAACUUGUACAGUUGAUUGCAUAUGAUCAUCCUGUUAAUUAAUGUUUGUGUGAUAACAAAGCAACUCUUAACUUGGUUUAAUAUCUAUAAGGUUUAUACAAAGAUAAAGACAACUUUUUGUUUUGCUUAGCCAGUUAGAUUAUCUGGUCAUCAUUAUGUUCUAACAUGUAUGUAUUACUACACACAGAGUUAUUUUUGACAUCUGCAUGUAGGAUUGUUGUGACCUUCUGACAUAGUGUUGUGAGAAAUUGCCAUAUCAUUUGAUGGUGCUAUUUUAUUGUAUUCAAUAUUAAUAUACUGUUUUAUUGUUGUUAACAUUUGCAUUUACAACUCAAGCUAUAUUCUUAUAUGAUUAUAAAUAACUGUAUCAGAUGCAAUAGCUUCUGAAACCGCAGUAGGCUGAGUGAAUAAUAUGAACAAGUUUGGAAAGAAAGAAAAUUAAUGAAAGAUUUGUUUUAUUGAAAAAAUGAUUCAGCAUUAAAUACUUGAUUGAUGGGAUAUUAUUGCUAAAAAAACUGUUUAAGAUGAUGUAUUCAUAAAUUUAGUUAAUUAGUGUUGAUGCAAUUGUACACUAUUCAUCUUGUUAACACAAUAAUAAUUAAACUUUUUAAGUUGGAGGAAAAUGUGAUAAAUUGAAGCCAGCAAAUUAAGCAAUACAAAAGCCAGUUAUUUUUAUUAGUGCUAUUGAACAAGUUAUACAGUAACAUCCACACCAAAUUAUUGUAUGUCUAUGUAUAUAUUUUCACUACUACUGGAAGCAUUUUAUUAUGUUUCUUUCCUUUCCUAUGUGACCAAGAUAUUCAUAAUAAUCAUAACAGAAUACAUGUAGUAAUUUUUGGUAACUCAAUAUUCAUCAUAUUUUUUAAUGGUUAGUUUUAUACACGUUUAGUGUUAAGAACCUAUGAUAUUUAUUUUUAUGAUUUGUUUUGUACUGCACACUGGUGAUUGUAGUAAGUAAAAAAUAAUGUAUUAAAUCUAGAAUGAAAAACUUAAGUUUUUUAAACAUCACAUUUUGUACUUUCAUCAACAACCAUACAACAUUUUGUAUGUGUUUAAUGUAAAUAUUAAAUUUUAUGCUUAUCCCUGAUAUAUCCGUCUGCUCAUAGUCACAAAAUUGUGCGCCGAAAUACUCCUAUUGGAUGAUAAAUCUUGAAUCCAUAUUAUGUUUGUAUUGAAGAUAAAACCUUCAAAUGGGCUUAAUAUGUAUGUUGAUCUGAUAUUUCUAUCAAUUACUGUUUGAGAUACCACCUGUAUGUUGUUUUGGGUUAUUACUCCGUGCCAGUUGCAUGCAUUAUGUAUGCAUGUAGAAUACUUUAUGAUGCUCACUGUCAUUCAUAUUAUUUUCUUCAUAUUUAUUAUUGUUUAUUUCUUGCCUAUUUUUAAUUAAAUCUUCAUGCUUGCUUUUUACGAUGUAGAUUUUAUGUAUUCAAUAAAUACACUUAAAAUCAU
This is a messenger RNA of Dreissena polymorpha, 7931 nucleotides long. RefSeq lists its product as uncharacterized. The transcript is spliced from 8 exons. The coding region runs from base 686 to 2563 and encodes 625 amino acids. The record is from RefSeq and is a predicted model, not a curated record. NCBI's taxonomy places the organism in Eukaryota, Metazoa, Mollusca, Bivalvia, Myida, Dreissenidae.